UAACUAUUGUUUGAAGUCUGCCAUACUUCUUUUAUUAGUUAUUAUAAUGUAUAUUUUUGUGCCUAUUAUCAAAGAAGUCUAAUUCAUGACGUAGUACAGCCAACCUCCUACAAUUGGGCACAACUUCCUGUGACGUAGUCGUUGUACAAUGGCGUAGUAGGAUGGUGUAUUUUUCACCCACGUUCCAGCGAGGCUCCCGGUUUUCCGCUUUGCUCCGUGAGCGGGAUUUGUGGUGCAGGCUGGCGGGAUUCAGACAUCGGAGCACCCAAACGGCUCACCAGCUUCCCGGAAUGGAGUACCAGGAUGCCAUUUGCACUUUGAACACACUGCAGACCAAUGCCAGUGCUCUGGAGCAGGUACGGCUAGAGAGAAACCAGCCUCAGCAGCAGCUGCAGGCCAUGGAAGGGUUUCUGGAGCGAGCCGGCCUCACAGUAGAAGAGCUGAAUCGUCUUAAUAUUAUUCAUGUCACUGGAACAAAAGGCAAGGGUUCAACAUGUGCAUUUACAGAGAAGAUUUUAAGAAGUUAUGGCUUUCGCACAGGAUUUUACAGUUCCCCCCAUUUAGUACAAGUCAGGGAGAGGAUCCGGAUCAACGGGCAGCCUAUUGGAAAAGAUAUCUUCACUAAAUACUUCUGGCAGAUUUAUGGACGUCUUGAAGAAUCUAAGCAAACCUAUGGGGGAACAAUGCCAGCAUACUUUCGUUUUCUCACCAUCUUGGCCUUCCAUGUCUUUCUCCAGGAGAAGGUUGAUGUGGCUGUGAUUGAGGUUGGGAUUGGUGGAGCAUAUGACUGCACCAACAUAAUACGAAAGCCCUGGGUGUGUGGGGUUUCCUCUCUGGGGAUAGACCAUACUCAGAUUCUUGGAGACACUAUUGAGAAGAUUGCAUGGCAGAAAGGAGGCAUCUUUAAGCCUGGGGUUCCUGCCUUUACCGUCAAACAGCCAGAGGGCGCCAUGGCCGUGCUGAGGGAUCGGGCUAAAGAGAUCAAAUGUCCUUUGUGGGUGUGCCCAGAUUUGGGUGACUACCAAACAGAUGGCACACCUUUCCAUCUGGGCUUGGCAGGAAAGCACCAACACUCUAAUGCAUCCCUGGCCCUUCAGCUGAGUAACAGCUGGCUGAAAAAGAGAUGUUCACCUGAUAAGAGCCUUCCUGCAGUCCACCGUGAGAGCAUCAAAGUACAUCAAGCCCCUUCAUUCAGGGUCAGCUCUGAGAUGGUGAUGGGGCUUGCAGACACAGAGUGGCCAGGAAGGAAUCAAACCCUGAAGAGUGGAAAGGUGGCUUACUUUUUGGAUGGAGCUCACACAGUUCGCAGUAUGCAAGCCUGUGUGGACUGGUUCCAAGUAACUGCAGCCCAGCAUGAGAGGAAUGCAAGUGGGCCGGUGACCAGAGUGCUGCUGUUCAACGCCACGGGGGACAGGGACUCUGCCGCCAUGCUGAAACUGUUAGUGCCUUGCCAUUUUGACUUUGCUGUGUUCUGCCCAAACAUCACUGAAGUCAUUGCCUCCUGCAGUGCUGACCAGCAGAACUUCAACGUGUCUGUGGAGAACAUGCUGACCCGCUGCAUGGACAAUGAGAGGAGCUGGCGCCUCCAUAACUGCGGUGGGGAUAAAGAAGGGGCUGAGCUGCUCAUCGAAGAACGCCUGCAGCCGGUCCCUGAGACACAAGUAGACACCUUAGUCUUCCCCUGUAUCCUCAGCGCCCUCCAGUGGAUCACUCAGGGCAGAGAUCCGGUUCUAGCAGACCCAGACAAACAAGUCUUAGCAGUUAAACCCAACAUUAGGGCCAAAGCUGCCAUUCUCCGUGAAGCAGCAGAAAUCCAUGUUCUCAUCACUGGAAGCCUCCACUUAGUGGGGGGAGUCCUAAAGCAUCUAAAUCCCAAAUAUUCCAAUUAAAAAAGCCCCUUAAGAACAGACUCUCCCUCUCUCUGUUUGUAUUUCACUUUGGGGUCUACGCAUAAAUGUUUCUAACUGUGACACCACUGAUGGCACUGGACUACACAAAAGCUCAUCCAAGUUUCACUCUGGAGUUUCAGUUAAACCGAAUUCAGCCUUAAGUGAUUUCAGCCAAUUCUUCUUUGUAUUUCAGUGCUUUAUGGAUAAAGGUGCUAAAGAAAUGUCAUCCGACGGGGCAGCAUUCACUGAAGCUGCAUGACAAGGACAUUUUUAAUCAUUUUGAAAUAAUUAACUAGAACCAUCUGAGUACAACUAAUUCACUUGAAGAGUGUCAAAUAUAUUUCUGGGUUGUGAUAAAUAAAUACAGUUUAGAAUA
Messenger RNA from Oryzias melastigma (Indian medaka), 2265 nucleotides. RefSeq names its product folylpolyglutamate synthase (gene fpgs). NCBI's taxonomy places the organism in Eukaryota, Metazoa, Chordata, Actinopteri, Beloniformes, Adrianichthyidae. Gene Ontology annotation, cellular component: cytoplasm; mitochondrion; cytosol. The record is from RefSeq and is a predicted model, not a curated record. Gene Ontology annotation, molecular function: ATP binding; tetrahydrofolylpolyglutamate synthase activity. Gene Ontology annotation, biological process: tetrahydrofolylpolyglutamate biosynthetic process.